CACGCCGUCAACGAUGGGCAAGUCAUCGAAAGACAAACGCGACGCGUAUUACCGUCUCGCCAAAGAGCAAGGCUGGCGUGCGCGUUCUGCCUUCAAAUUGCUUCAGCUGGACGAGGAAUUCGAUCUUUUCGCUGGCGUCACGCGGGUCGUCGACCUGUGUGCAGCACCGGGAAGCUGGUCACAAGUUCUCUCCCGAAUACUGAUCAAAGGAGAAAGGAUUGGCAGGGCAUCUUGGGAAGACAAACGUCACAAGCAUCUUCUGUCGCAGAGCAAUGACCAAGGGCUUGCGACUUCGGAACACGAAGAUGCAGCUCCCACGAGGGCGCCACGGAGCGAUGUCAAGAUCGUCGCCAUAGACUUACAACCCAUGUCUCCCCUGGAAGGCAUCACUUGUCUCAAAGCAGACAUCACGCAUCCUUCCACGGUUCCCCUUCUGCUCAAAGCGCUUGAUCCGGCUUACGACCCGGAGUCUUCUGCCACUGAAGCAUCCCACCCGGUUGACUUGGUCAUCUCAGAUGGAGCUCCUGAUGUGACUGGAUUGCAUGAUCUCGACAUAUACGUUCAGUCGCAACUUCUAUGGGCAGCACUGAACCUAGCGCUGUGUGUGCUGAAGCCGGGUGGGAGAUUCGUGGCAAAGAUCUUCCGCGCAAAAGAUGUCGACAUUCUGUAUGCGCAACUCAGAACUAUGUUCGACAGCGUUACUGUGGCGAAGCCCAGAAGCAGCAGAGCUAGUAGUGUCGAGGCUUUCAUCGUCUGCACGAACUUUCAGCCACUACCCGGCUUCAAGGCGAGUCUCGACCAUCCCCUGAGCGCUGCCAGUCAAAUACCUACAAAAUCCGGCUCCAGCGGGCUGGAUCAGCCUGCCGUCCGAACAAUACGGGCGGAUGGUACCACCGAGGUGGAUAUCGAUACGGGUCUGGAUACCCAUCGCUGGGUUGCCCCAUUCCUAGCAUGCGGAGACUUGAGCGCUUUCGAUGCUGACGCUAGCCACAAAUUGCCCGAAGGUCACAUAAGUUUGGAUCCGAUCCAGCCGCCCACUGCUCCUCCAUAUCGUAGGGCUCUUGAAGAGCGAAAGAAGAUGGGUGGCGCAUACGGCAAGACAAAACUUGGUGCUUUUUGAGCUAGACACUCUCGCAUAUCUCCCGCAUUACUGCCCUGGCAUUAGCGAUCAUGUGCGUACUUGACAGCAUGCACUGGAGAUCCUAAUGUCGCUUCGACAUCGUUUGUACGCUUGCAUGCUGUUUGCUAGACUCCAGCGAAGACAUUCUGCAAUGCGCAAAAGUCACUCCUGCAGUGAGCGUCUGAACACGGCGGGUAUACGGGUAUGCAGAGGAAUGAUCACGACGCACCGAUCCGUCGAAAUCUCCGCAGCUUGCAAGAAAUUGCCACGCCAUAAAUGAUCAGCUGAAACCGUUCAGGCCUUUCUUGCGCAACACUCAUCAAUGCGAUGCGCGAAGAAGCUGUGGUAUGUCUUGGCAUUCGCACAUAUGCAGCCGGCAUCCGAGUGGAUCUCCUCAUCCGAAGAGCGAAGGAAGAAUUGCUUACGGAUCUCACGCUGGAGACGGGCUCUGCCACUUUCGCUUCACAGCAACCAGAAGGGCCCAAAGGCCGAGGCCAGUGGCCACUCGUGCUGUUGCGUGGUCACCAUAGCAUACAAAGAAGCAACCGCUAGUACGAUUGCAAGUGCGAAUAUGCUCGGGCAACCUCAGUAUCUCGUGAAAGUAAUGCUCUUCACAGCGUCACCGGUACCAAGCCGCACAAGCCGUGCAACGUCGAAACAAGCCACGCUAGACCAGUGCUUGCAUGUUGCUUGGUUGCGCGAAGCUCAUGCAAGACUAAUGUCGGAUCCUUGUCCAUGUGGCCCAAACAGGUUGCCUACGUCUACACUCUCUGGAACGCUCUGAUGGCUCUGGUGUUUCCAGGCCCCGUCGUGUGAUCAUUGCAAGCAGC
Messenger RNA from Cercospora beticola, 1950 nucleotides. RefSeq names its product tRNA methyltransferase TRM7 (gene TRM7). The record is from RefSeq and is a predicted model, not a curated record. Gene Ontology annotation, molecular function: tRNA methyltransferase activity. Gene Ontology annotation, biological process: tRNA methylation; cytoplasmic translation. Lineage: Eukaryota; Fungi; Ascomycota; Dothideomycetes; Mycosphaerellales; Mycosphaerellaceae. Gene Ontology annotation, cellular component: cytoplasm.